ACGCGUAUCAUUAGUUACAACAAUUACUUUAAAAGUGUUGGAUGAUAGGUUUUAACCGGAUAUCCGGUAUAAAACUUUCUGGAAGCUUUCGAAAUUUCGUGUUCUGAUUGGCUCUCGAUGCGAAUUCAAAUCGUGGCUUUUUUCUUAUUGGUGGAUUGUUUUAAUGGUAAUUUGGUGGGGGGAAGGUCUAUAUAAAGAGAAGUCAUACAGUUUGGAUUUAGUUGCGGUGUAAAUUUCAACGGUGAAGAUCUCCACGAAAAAGUGCAAGAAUAAGUGUGGUUAAAAUAGUUUUUAGUUGGAAAGUUACCAGAUAAUCGCAAUUAUGGCGAGCGAACAUGUGAUAGUUGCUCUAAAAGAAUCACACCCCAAGAAGCUUUUAGCUGAUAGACGUAGUAGCUCAUGGAUGUUAUCUGAAAACUCCAUCCAACCAUCAAAUGAUUCAAUUCCUAAAAGUGAACACGCAAUGGAAUUCGAUCAUGUUUUCGAUCGUGAGGCUACAAAUAAGUUAAUUUUUGAUUCAGUGGUACUCCCAUUAAUAACUGCAACAGAGCAAGGCUACAACAGUACUGUUUUUGCUUAUGGACCAUCAGCAACUGGAAAAUCCCACAUGAUGGAAAAAACUGUUCAAGAUCCAGGAAUUAUUUCGAGAACGAUCGACGAAAUCUUCCAAUUAGCUUCCAAAGAUUCCAAAAAUGAUCACUAUUUAAUUAGAUGCUCUUUUUUCAUGAUUCACUACAACAAAGUUUACGAUUUGAUGAGAUUCCUCGAAAAAGAAGUUGAUGUCAAGAAGCUUGAGAAUGAGCAAAUGGUGAUUUGUGCUAGGGAAGCUGUGAUUUCAACGAAAGACCAAGCAUUUGAUAUACUUAAUUUGGGAAUGAGGAAUAGAUCUUUAUAUGUCACAAAGUGUAGACUCAACAUUAAACACUGCGAUAUGGUGUUUCGUUUUUUUUUUUAUCUCAUCCGAAAAUAA
This is a messenger RNA of Onthophagus taurus, 970 nucleotides long. Lineage: Eukaryota; Metazoa; Arthropoda; Insecta; Coleoptera; Scarabaeidae. The record is from RefSeq and is a predicted model, not a curated record.